Messenger RNA from Benincasa hispida (wax gourd), 363 nucleotides. RefSeq names its product cysteine proteinase inhibitor 5-like. The record is from RefSeq and is a predicted model, not a curated record. NCBI's taxonomy places the organism in Eukaryota, Viridiplantae, Streptophyta, Magnoliopsida, Cucurbitales, Cucurbitaceae. Gene Ontology annotation, molecular function: cysteine-type endopeptidase inhibitor activity.
AUGGAUUACGAGGUAGUCGCCCCGGGACAAAACGAUGCCUUGCUCCAGAACCGGUGUGAGCCAGGCUGUUGGGAACCGAUCAAGAACAUCCACGACCCGUACGUGCAAGAGAUGGGGAGGUUUGCAGUGAUGGAACACACACACAAGCUAGUAGGAGCAUCAUUGAAAUUCAUUUGUGUGGUGAGUGGUGAGACUAGGCCGAUGAGCCAAGGCAAAGAAUACAGGCUUGUGGUGGAAGUGGCUGAACAGAUAAUAACUAGUCCUCCAAUGUUAUCAGUUUCAAUCAAGUUUUACUUGGCAACUGUUCUGGAGAAGCCAAUAGAUCGAUCUUGGCAACUCAUAUCUUUUGUAUCUUCUAAUUAG